This is a messenger RNA of Trichomonas vaginalis G3, 603 nucleotides long. Its product is annotated as zebrafish ch211-108c17.2-related family. The record is from RefSeq and is a predicted model, not a curated record. The annotation marks the transcript as partial. The transcript has a single exon. Lineage: Eukaryota; Parabasalia; Trichomonadida; Trichomonadidae.
AUGCCUCCACCAAGCAGACGCAAACAACAAAGUCGUGAAGCUAACGAAAAAUCAAUUGAAGCAAGAAAAAACUCCCAAGAAAAGAAUGCGCCAAAGGAAGUCGAUCCAAAACACUGGACUGCUUCUGUAAUUGUUAAUGGUGACUCUUAUACUCGAGCAAGGAAUUUAUUUCAAGAUAACAAUAUUAAAGUGCCGAGUGAAAAAGAGUUUUACCGUCAUCAAAAAGAAAUAGGUAAGGUAAUACUAGAAUAUAAAGAGCAAUCUAUUAAAAAUGCUCAACAAACAAUGAAGAAAGAUACAUUUUUAAGCACUGAUUCGCAUUAUAAUGUUGGCAGAAAUGCUACAGCGUGCCAAAGUUUAAUGAUGGACAACCGUGGAAAAGUUGUUGGUGAAACAACUGUUAUAAAAAAGAGCUCUGGAGGAGACUUUGAAGGCUCAUCCAACAUGAUGGAAACAGAAUGUACAAAGAGGAUGAUGUCAAAUUUUGACUUUACAAAUGUUUCCACAGUGGUUCAUGACAAUGACAAUAAAACGAAAGCCAUCAUCCAGCAAUAUGCUCCGAAUGCUAAAAUUACACUUGAUCCUCGUCAUUGUGUACGUGCA